Dentiscutata erythropus is the source of this 331-nucleotide messenger RNA. The record is from the annotation of a GenBank genome assembly. Lineage: Eukaryota; Fungi; Glomeromycota; Glomeromycetes; Diversisporales; Gigasporaceae.
UAUUUUAAAAAAAUGGAAUAACAGUAAACAAAUCAAACAAUUGUGUAUUCUAUGGGCUACCGAAGCAAAAGCACUCAAGCUUGCUUUUUCAACUGUAAUGACAGAAUCAAUUUAUCAAGAAUUACAGGAAUCAUUAACAAAAGAAAAUAAUCUACUUCUUCAAGCAUUAAGACACAUCGUUGACGGUUGGAUAGAUUCUCAGUUUAAUAAUACUGCGGCACUUUCUAAACUUGCUUUAGAUCCACAUAUCAGCAGCAUUUUCUCAAAUUGGUAUGCCAUAGAGAAUGUGGUGUUAUAUUUAGAGGAUAAAGACAAGAAUAAUGGUAAAUAA